This is a messenger RNA of Glycine soja, 447 nucleotides long. Its product is annotated as RING-H2 finger protein ATL70-like. The coding region runs from base 1 to 447 and encodes 148 amino acids. NCBI's taxonomy places the organism in Eukaryota, Viridiplantae, Streptophyta, Magnoliopsida, Fabales, Fabaceae. The transcript has a single exon. The record is from RefSeq and is a predicted model, not a curated record.
AUGAAUAGUUCAGAGGAAACCGCGCUAUUGCUUGUGAGCUUUAUUGUUCUAACCCUUAUAAUUACACUCACAGCAUAUGUGUGCUCUAAUAACAUUCCACGCACUGUUCCAUCUGUGCCUGGUGGUGCCACACACUCCAACAACAACCACACUACAAUCACUGUGGAGCCACCCGAGCCACGCUUAGAUCACACCAAUGUACGAAGCUAUCCAAGUCUUCAAUUCUCCAAAGCUAAAUUGUGUAGUAGCAAUAGUAGUAGUAGUAGCUCUUCAAGUUGUUCCAUAUGCUUGAUGGAUUACAAAGAUUGUGAUUCCUUGAAAGUGCUUCCUGCUUGUGGUCAUUUCUUCCAUGUCAAGUGUGUUGAUCCUUGGUUGAGAAUCAGUUUGACAUGCCCGGUUUGUAGGACCCCAAUAGCACUCCCAGAUAUAUGUAAAAAUUUGGAAUGA